AUGCAAACUGCUUCUACUAACAUUUGUGAAAGAUUGUGCAAUAAGUCCAUCUGUGAAAUUUCUUUGCUACUAAAUAUUCCACGGUCAGCUGUUAGUGGUAUUAUAAUAAAGUGGGAGCAACUGGGAACAACAGCAACUCAGUCACAAAGUGGUAGGCCACGUAAAAUGACAGAGUGGGGUCAGUGCAUGCUGAAGCGCACAGUGCGCAGAAGUCGCCAACUGUCUGCAGAGUCAAUAGCUGAAGACCUGCACAUUUCGUGUGGCCUUCAGAUUAGCCCAACAACAGUGCAUAGAGAGCUUCAUGGAAUGGGUUUCCAUUGCCGAGCAGCUGCAUCCAAGCCUUACAUCACCAAGUGCAAUGCAAAACCGUCGGAUGCAGUGGUGUAAAGCACGCCGCCACUGGACUCUAG
Messenger RNA from Staurois parvus, 410 nucleotides. NCBI's taxonomy places the organism in Eukaryota, Metazoa, Chordata, Amphibia, Anura, Ranidae. The record is from the annotation of a GenBank genome assembly.